GGGUAAGUUGUCGUAGGGGCCCGGUCCGUGAGGGACUGCUAAGGAAGAGGCUGCAUGGCGCGGUAGUCCCUCGAGUGGAGGUCGGCUGCCCCUGGGAAACCAGAGAGUCGGAGGGAGUCCAUCUGGAGCGGCCAAACUAUAGCCCAGGCUGGAGUGCAAUGGCAAGAUCUCGGCUUACUACAGGUUUGACCUCCUGUGCUCAAGCAAUCCUCCCACCUCAGCCUUCCAAGUAGCUGGAACUACAGGUGCAUCACUUCUAUCGGUAGCAACUCUCAUAUAUCGGGAUCCUCAAAUGGGAGAAGGCCUGCUGAGAGCUGGGGAUACAGUGAGAGCUGGGGAACAGAACAGAGAUGGUCCUAAUCUUUAUGGAGAACCAUUGGGUGGUCCAUUGGGUGAGAUGGACAUUUCUCCAGGAAUCCCACAAAAAUGGAAUCAUGAACUUCAAGAAGAGGUCAUGUAGGGAAAGGACACAAUGGGUCUCGCUCUGUUGCCCAGGCUGGAGAGUGGUGCAAUCUUGGCUCGCUGCAACCUCCAUCUCCCAGGUUCAAGCUACUCUCCUGCCUCAUCCUCCUGAGUAGCUGGGAUAACAGGUGGUGACUUUCAAAAGGAAAUAGGAUCAUGGCAGCAGAUGAUGACAAUGGUGAUGGAACAAGUUUAUUUGAUGUCUUUUCUGCUUCUCCUCUUAAGAACAAUGACGAAGGCUCACUGGACAUAUACGCUGGGUUGGAUAGUGCUGUUUCUGACAGCGCUUCCAAAUCCUGUGUACCAUCAAGAAAUUGUUUGGACUUAUAUGAAGAGAUCCUGACUGAAGAAGGAACUGCAAAAGAGGCAACAUAUAAUGAUUUGCAAGUAGAAUAUGGAAAAUGUCAACUACAAAUGAAAGAGCUGAUGAAAAAGUUUAAAGAAAUACAGACACAGAAUUUCAGCUUAAUAAACGAAAACCAGUCUCUUAAGAAGAAUAUUUCAGCACUUAUCAAAACUGCCAGAGUGGAAAUAAACCGCAAGGAUGAAGAAAUAAGUAAUCUUCACCAGAGAUUGUCUGAGUUUCCACAUUUUCGAAAUAAUCAUAAAACUGCAAGGACAUUUGAUACAGUUAAAACAAAAGAUCUUAAAUCUAGAUCUCCACAUUUGGAUGAUUGUUCAAAGACUGAUCACAGAGCUAAAAGUGAUGUUUCUAAAGAUGUACAUCAUAGCACUUCACUGCCAAAUCUGGAAAAGGAAGGAAAACCACAUUCUGAUAAAAGGAGUACUUCACAUUUACCUACAUCUGUUGAGAAACACUGCACUAAUGGUGUUUGGUCACGUUCUCAUUAUCAGGUUGGCGAGGGUAGCUCAAAUGAGGAUAGUAGAAGAGGAAGAAAAGAUAUUAGACAUAGCCAGUUUAACAGAGGAACUGAAAGAGUACGAAAAGACUUAAGUACUGGCUGUGGUGAUGGUGAACCAAGGAUAUUGGAGGCUAGUCAAAGGCUACAAGGACAUCCUGAGAAAUAUGGUAAAGGUGAACCAAAGACUGAAAGCAAAAGUUCAAAGUUUAAAAGUAACUCAGAUUCUGACUAUAAAGGUGAACGCAUUAACUCUUCUUGGGAGAAAGAGACCCCUGGAGAAAGGUCACACAGUCGAGUAGACUCUCAAAGUGACAAAAAACUAGAAAGACAAAGUGAAAGAUCACAAAAUAUAAAUAGGAAAGAAGUUAAAUCACAAGACAAAGAAGAAAGAAAAGUUGAUCAAAAACCUAAAUCAGUAGUAAAGGACCAAGAUCACUGGAGAAGAUCUGAACGAGCAUCACUUCCUCAUUCCAAGAAUGAAAUAACAUUUUCUCAUAAUUCAAGUAAAUACCAUCUAGAAGAGAGAAGAGGAUGGGAAGAUUGUAAAAGAGACAAGAGUGUAAACAGUCAUAGUUUUCAAGAUGGAAGAUGUCCAUCUUCUCUUUCAAACAGUAGAACUCACAAAAACAUUGACUCUAAGGAAGUUGAUGCUAUGCAUCAGUGGGAAAAUACACCUUUAAAAGCAGAAAGACAUAGAACUGAAGAUAAGAGGAAAAGAGAACGAGAAAGCAAAGAAGAAAAUAGGCAUAUUAGAAAUGAAAAAAGAGUACCUACAGAACAUUUGCAGAAGACUAAUAAGGAAACUAAGAAAACCACUACUGAUUUAAAGAAACAGAAUGAGCCAAAGACUGAUAAGGGAGAAGUCCUUGAUAAUGGUGUUUCUGAAGGAGCAGAUAAUAAAGAGCUUGCAAUGAAAGCUGAGAGUGGUCCAAAUGAAACAAAAAACAAGGACCUAAAAUUGAGUUUUAUGAAAAAAUUGAACUUAACUCUUUCUCCUGCUAAAAAGCAACCUGUUUCCCAGGAUAAUCAGCAUAAAAUAACUGAUGUUCCCAAGUCCAGUGGUGUAUGUGAUUCAGAGUCUUCAAUGCAAGUUAAAACAGUGGCAUAUGUUCCCUCCAUCAGUGAACAUAUCUUGGGGGAAGCAUCUGUCAGUGAACAUACCAUGGGGGAAACCAAGUCAACGUUAUUGGAACCAAAGGUUGCUCUUCUAGCAGUGACUGAACCCAGGAUCGGUAUCUCAGAAACUAACAAGGAAGACGAAAAUAGUUUGUUAGUUAGAUCUGUUGACAAUACUAUGCAUUGUGAAGUGCCCAUUUGUGGUACAGAGACUUCCUUCCCAUCUCCUGUGGAAAUACAACAGACAGAGUCCUUGUUUCCAUCAACAGGAAUGAAACAAACCAUUAAUAAUGGAAGGGCAGCAGCUCCUGUGGUAAUGGAUGUAUUACAAACAGAUGUGUCUCAAAACUUUGGCUUGGAAUUGGAUACCAAAAGAAAUGAUAAUUCAGAUUCUUGUGGUAUUUCUGAAGGUAUGGAGAUGAAGGUGGCACUUUCAACAACAGUGGGUGAAACCACUGAAAGCAUUUUGCAGCCUUCAAUUGAGGAAGCUGAUAUUUUGCCAAUAAUGCUUUCAGAAGAUAAUAACCCAAAAUUUGAGCCUUCUGUUAUAGUUACACCACUGGUUGAGAGUAAGUCGUGUCAUCUGGAGCCUUGCUUACCUAAAGAGACUCUAGAUUCUUCACUUCAGCAGACUGAGUUAAUGGACCACAGAAUGGCAACUGGUGAAACAAACUCAGUAUAUCAUGAUGAUGAUAACUCGGUUUUGAGCAUUGACCUUAAUCACCUGAGACCUAUUCCAGAAGCCAUCAGUCCUCUGAAUAGUCCAGUGAGACCUGUAGCAAAAGUUCUUAGAAAUGAAAGCCCACCUCAAGUUCCAGUGUAUAAUAACAGUCAUAAAGAUGUGUUUUUACCAAAUUCAGCUCAUUCUACCUCUAAGAGUCAGUCUGAUCUCAAUAAGGAAAAUCAAAAGCCAAUUUACAAAUCUGACAAAUGUACAGAAGCAGACACAUGUAAGAAUUCACCAUUAGAUGAAUUAGAAGAAGGAGAAAUUAGAAGUGAUAGUGAAACAUCUAAACCACAAGAAAGUUUUGAAAAAAAUUCCAAGCCUAGAGCGUCAGCUGAUGUGCGGAAGUCAAAGACUAUCCCACGACGUGGGAAAAGUACUGUGUGUUUAGAUAAAGACAGUAGGAAAACACAUGUAAGAAUCCAUCAGACCAAUAACAAAUGGAAUAAAAGACCUGAUAAAUCUAGCAGAUCUUCAAAAACAGAGAAGAAAGAUAAAGUGAUGAGCACUUCCAGCUUGGAAAAAAUAGUUCCAAUUAUUGCUGUACCCUCUUCUGAACAAGAGAUCAUGCACAUGUUACGAAUGAUAAGAAAACAUGUAAGAAAAAAUUAUAUGAAAUUCAAGGCAAAAUUUUCAUUAAUACAAUUUCACAGAAUUAUUGAGUCAGCAAUUUUGAGUUUUACAUCUUUAAUUAAACAUCUCAACUUACACAAAAUCUCUAAGUCAGUGACUACCUUACAGAAGAAUCUCUGUGAUAUUAUAGAGUCUAAACUUAAGCAAGUUAAAAAGAAUGGCAUAGUUGAUCGUUUAUUUGAACAGCAGCUACCAGAUAUGAAAAAAAAAUUGUGGAAGUUUGUAGAUGACCAACUUGAUUAUUUGUUUGCAAAGCUUAAGAAAAUCUUAGUAUGUGAUUCCAAAAGCUUUGGAAGAGAUAGUGAUGAAGGCAAACUUGAAAAAACAAGUAAACAGAAUGCACAGUAUUCAAAUAGUCAGAAAAGGAGUGUGGACAACUCCAACAGAGAAUUGCUGAAAGAAAAAUUAUCAAAAUCAGAAGACCCUGUUCAUUAUAAGUCUUUAGUGGGAUGUAAAAAAUCUGAGGAAAAUUAUCAAGACCAAAAUAACUCCAGUAUUAACACUGUAAAGCAUGACAUUAAAAAAAAUUUUAACAUCUGCUUUGAUAAUAUAAAGAACUCUCAAUCCGAAGAGCGCUCCUUGGAAGUAUACUGUCCAAGCACCCCAAAGUCAGAAAAAAACGAAGGAAGCAGCAUAGAGGAUGCACAGACAUCCCAGCAUGCAACUUUGAAGCCAGAACGAAGUUUCGAGAUUCUUACCGAACAGCAAGCAUCGAGCCUUACUUUUAAUUUAGUGAGUGAUGCACAAAUGGGUGAAAUAUUUAAAAGUUUGUUGCAAGGUUCUGAUCUUUUAGACAGCAGUGUUAACUGUACUGAAAAAAGUGAGUGGGAGUUAAAGACUCCAGAGAAGCAGCUGCUAGAGACUCUUAAGUGCGAGUCUAUACCAGCUUGUACAACAGAAGAGCUAGUUUCAGGGGUGGCUUCUCCAUGUCCUAAAAUGAUUAAUGAUGAUAAUUGGUCAUUAUUAUCAUCUGAAAAAGGUCCAUCUCUGUCUUCAGGGCUUUCAUUGCCAAUUCAUCCUGAUGUGUUGGAUGAAAGUUGUAUGUUUGAAGUGUCUACUAACCUACCUUUAAGUAAAGAUAAUGUGUGUAGUGUAGAAAAGAGCAAGCCCUGCGUUUCUUCCAUACUUCUUGAAGAUCUAGCAGUCUCUUUAACAGUACCAUCGCCUCUGAAGUCAGAUGGUCAUCUCAGUUUUUUAAAGCCUGAUGUGUCGUCCAGUUCAACUCCUGAAGAAGUCAUUAGUGCUCAUUUUAGUGAAGAUGCCUUACUUGAGGAAGAGGAUGCAUCUGAGCAAGAUAUUCAUUUAGCUCUGGAGUCUGAUAAUUCAAGCAGUAAAUCAAGUUGUUCUUCUUCCUGGACAAGCCGAUCUGUUGCUCCAGGCUUUCAGUACCACCCUAAUCUACCUAUGCAUGCCGUCAUAAUGGAAAAGUCCAAUGAUCAUUUCAUUGUGAAAAUACGACGUGCAACACCAUCUACCUCUUCUGGCCUUAAACAGAGUAUGAUGCCUGAUGAAUUACUGACAUCUUUGCCCAGACAUGGAAAGGAAGCUGAUGAAGGACCAGAGAAAGAAUAUAUUUCAUGUCAGAACACAGUUUUUAGAUCUGUGGAGGAAUUGGAAAACUCCAACAAAAAUGUUGAUAGCAGCAAGUCAACUCAUGAAGAACAGAGCUCUAUGAUACAAACACAGGUUCCUGAUAUAUAUGAAUUUCUUAAAGAUGCUUCAGAUAAGAUGGGUCAUAGUGAUGAAGUGGCUGAUGAAUGUUUCAAAUUGCAUCAAGUAUGGGAAACAAAAGUGCCUGAAAGCAUUGAAGAAUUGCCUUCAAUGGAAGAAAUCUCACACUCUGUUGGGGAACAUCUUCCAAACACAUACGUAGAUCUAACGAAAGAUCCAGUCACUGAAACCAAAAACUUGGGGGAAUUCAUAGAAGUAACAGUUUUACAUAUUGAUCAGUUGGGAUGUUCUGGAGGCAAUUUAAAUCAGAGUGCUCAAAUAUUAGACAAUUCUUUGCAGGCUGAUACUGUAGGUGCUUUUAUUGAUUUGACACAAGAUGCUUCAAGUGAGGCUAAAAGUGAAGGUAAUCAUCCUGCAUUAGCUGUGGAAGACUUGGGAUGUGGGGUGAUACAGGUAGAUGAAGAUAAUUGUAAGGAAGAAAAGGCACAAGUGGCAAACAGGCCUUUAAAAUGCAUUGUUGAGGAAACCUAUAUCGACUUGACCACAGAAUCUCCCAGUUCAUGUGAAGUAAAAAAAGAUGAGUUAAAAUCAGAGCCGGGAUCAAAUUGUGAUAACUCGGAGUUGCCUGGGACUUUGCAUAAUGCUCACAAAAAGAGAAGAAACAUUUCUGAUCUAAAUCAUCCUCAUAAAAAACAAAGAAAGGAAACAGACUUAACUAAUAAGGAAAAGACCAAGAAACCUACCCAAGAUUCUUGUGAGAAUACUGAAGCUCACCGAAAGAAAGCCAGUAAGAAGAAGGCCCCUCCUGUGACUAAAGAUCCCUCAUCAUUAAAGGCAACCCCAGGGAUUAAGGAUUCAUCAGCAGCACUUGCCACUUCUACAAGUCUUUCUGCAAAAAAUGUUAUUAAAAAGAAGGGAGAAAUUAUCAUUUUAUGGACAAGAAAUGAUGACCGGGAAAUUUUAUUGGAGUGUCAGAAAAGAGGGCCAUCAUUUAAAACAUUUGCAUAUUUAGCCGCCAAGUUGGAUAAAAAUCCAAAUCAGGUCUCAGAAAGAUUCCAGCAGCUAAUGAAGCUCUUUGAAAAGUCAAAAUGCAGAUAAGUUGCUGAAUUCCUGGGACUCUUAAUUGAUAUUGCAUACUACACAGAAGCUUCAAAUUCCUCAUGUUUUAAAUGAGCACUAGAGGGAGGUUUAUCACCUUUUUGGUUACCAGAUGAUAAUCUACAUUUGUUAUUACUCAGUGACUCUCUAAUUUCACAUCAGCAUGUUCAGCUUGUUCUAGUCAUCAUUCUGAUUUGCUUAUCUGUUUUUGGUCAAAAUAUUUAUUUUUAAACAUGUUAGAACUUACCAAAAUGAAAGCAACAGUGAUGUAUUGAAAUCUUAGUUUUGAUAUUUUAAAGAAGUGACUUUCUAGAUUAAAAAAAUAGUUUUGUAGCAUUUUAAACUUAGUGACUAUUUAGUUCAAGUGUUCAUCCAUUUUUUAUUUGCUUUUAUAAUUGCCUCUCCUUGUUUUGGUAUAUUGUAAAAUAAUUUAAAUAAUGUAUUUAUAAAUAUGUAUAAUUAUGAUGUAAAAUACCGUGUGUAUAUGUAUGUAUGUGUGUUUCUGUAUAUGCACACACAUAAAUGGCUUUGCCUAGCCAAGGAUUUUUUUUAUCUGUAUAAAACUUGUAUAAAGUUUGCUUUCAAUAACAGUAAUGUAUAAUAAAACCAUGUAAAGUUUUGUUGUA
Messenger RNA from Gorilla gorilla gorilla (western lowland gorilla), 7193 nucleotides. It is a transcript of the gene CASP8AP2, whose product is annotated as caspase 8 associated protein 2. The transcript is spliced from 15 exons. Gene Ontology annotation, cellular component: PML body; mitochondrion. The record is from RefSeq and is a predicted model, not a curated record. Gene Ontology annotation, biological process: extrinsic apoptotic signaling pathway via death domain receptors; Fas signaling pathway. Gene Ontology annotation, molecular function: transcription corepressor activity. Lineage: Eukaryota; Metazoa; Chordata; Mammalia; Primates; Hominidae. Bases 619 to 6567 code for a protein of 1982 amino acids.